Molecule: messenger RNA, 896 nt
Organism: Acaulospora colombiana
Lineage: Eukaryota; Fungi; Glomeromycota; Glomeromycetes; Diversisporales; Acaulosporaceae
Source: the annotation of a GenBank genome assembly
AUACUAUCGACGACUUUGUAGGAGCUAACUCAAGAAAUGUACUAAAUGGUACUGUUGGUGAUGGUGGGCCUUCCACUGGCCCUUGGGGACGAGAACCACAGGUUUACGGUCAACCAGACACAGGCCUCAUCUCUCCUCGAGAAGCCAAGUCAGCUAAUGGAGAACAUUUCGAGAAACCCGAACCAUAUCUGCGAGUUCGCAUUACAGCCCUGGACCGGAACCGGAGAGACAUUCUGAUACGCUUUGAUGCUCAGGCAAAGUUCCAGCGAUUCUACGAACAAAUUGUCUUCAGCAAUCCGCAAACGAUUAUCCCAGCUUUACCCCUUGCUCAAACUUCAGCGCCGAGCGAUGAAGAGGUCUGUGAAGACCCUAUUCUAUUGAGUGAUGAGGAAGUAAGAUCCUUCAUUGAGAGUGACUUUGGUGUCAGUUCAUUUCGAUACGUUAUACUGGGUCGUCGACCCCCAGAUGAGGAUGAGCAGCUUCUGCAGGCUCGGUUUGAGCUCACCAAACUAGAAACCCAGUAUAUCGAGGCUGCCAAAUCCGUUGACAAGCUUUCGCAGACUCGGAAAGGUAAUGUCCUUCCAAGAGGGCUGAUUGAUGUUGCCACGGCAGAAGUUCACCCACCUCUGGCUGCCGCUACACGAAAGAUGGGUCGCAGCUGGCAUACGUAUGCAGAUCUAGACGCUGCCCAAGAGAUCAGCGAUCGAGUCAUUCUCGGAGAUUCCUUAGGGGUCAAGGAAACACUGCUCCAACGAAGUCUUGUACUAGAGGAAUAUCAAGAUGCAGUAAAGAGUACCAUCGCGAAACGACGAAACAUCGAACGUCUAAAAGCUAGUUCGAACAUUCGCCCGGAACGAGUUGAUGAUGCCCUGGAAGAACUAGAAGAGGCAAAUAAA